CCAAGUCCUCUCUUCUCAAACUCUGAGCCCAAGGGUACCCCGGCCACAUCUCCUCCAAACACACAGAGGACUCCAGGUCUCUUCCUGCGUACCCCAAACUCUUAGCCCUACUGGGGUGCUCAGACCUCUCAGGAAAACCAGUUUCCCUUUUGCCAGCCCCCCAGCGGGGACUCCAAAGCAGCCUCUCGGAGCUGCAGGGAGCUUCAGCGGACACCAGUUCUCAUUCCUCUGGAGUUCUUGGGGGGGACCCCCUCCUAGGAACCCAGAUUCUAUCUCUAAGCCUCGGGGUGGGGGCCUUGCUUUCCUCGGGGCCCCGUCUUCUUUGCCAAGUUCUUGAGGGUAACCUAGACCCUCCUCUGAACCCCAGAGGCUUCCCCAGCCCCGGGGAUCUUUUUUUCUGUUCUGAACCCCAGAAGCAAUCUCGACUUGCCCAUUUGAGGGUCCAGAGAGGACUCCCUCUUUCAUACCCAGGGGAAACUGAGUCCCUCACCCCCUUCAAGACCCCAGGCCGCUCCUCGCUGCCGCCCCUCCAGGCCCCUCGUCGGCUCUGCCUCCUCCCUCUUCUCCACCCCACCGGCCGUAAGAUGAUGAUGUGGUCCAACUUCUUCCUGCAAGAGGAGAACCGGCGGCGGCGGGCGCACGGGCGGGGCAGAUCGGGGCUGACGCCUGAGCGCGAGGGGAAGGUGAAGCUGGCGCUGCUGCUGGCCGCCGUGGGCGCCACGCUGGCGGUGCUGUCCGUGGGCACCGAGUUCUGGGUGGAGCUCAACACCUACAAGGCCAACGGCAGCGCCGUGUGCGAAGCGGCCCACCUGGGGCUGUGGAAGGUGUGCACCAAGCGGCUGUGGCAGGCGGACGUGCCCGCGGACAGGGACACCUGCGGCCCGGCUGAGCUGCCCGGAGAAGCAAACUGUACCUAUUUUAAAUUCUUCACCACAGGGGAGAAUGCACGCAUCUUUCAGAGAACCACAAAGAAAGACGUGAAUCUGGCAGCUGCAGUGAUAGCAGUGCUGGGCCUGGUAGUCAUGGCCUUGGGGUGCCUCUGUAUCAUCAUGGUGCUCACUAAAGGUGCAGAGUUCCUGCUCCGAGUUGGAGCUGUCUGCUUUGGCCUCUCAGGUGAGGGUUCAGAGCCUGGAGGUUGA
Piliocolobus tephrosceles (Ugandan red Colobus) is the source of this 1139-nucleotide messenger RNA. RefSeq names its product calcium voltage-gated channel auxiliary subunit gamma 6 (gene CACNG6). The coding region runs from base 585 to 1139 and encodes 184 amino acids. Gene Ontology annotation, biological process: regulation of calcium ion transmembrane transport via high voltage-gated calcium channel; calcium ion transport. The record is from RefSeq and is a predicted model, not a curated record. Gene Ontology annotation, molecular function: calcium channel regulator activity. The transcript is spliced from 3 exons. Lineage: Eukaryota; Metazoa; Chordata; Mammalia; Primates; Cercopithecidae. Gene Ontology annotation, cellular component: membrane; L-type voltage-gated calcium channel complex.